GGGGAGCGUAAGCACCGAGUAGCCCGGGGCUGGUGGCGUCUCCUGCUCUCCGGGGCGGGGAGUCCCCUGCCGGCCGCGGAGGCCACACCCAGGCCCCGCCAGCCCGGCGCUUUCCAGAGCUCAGCAGGAACUCGCUGCUUGAACCCGUCCAAGAACGAGCGAAUGAAUGACCCUUCGGCCAGGAUGGGGACUCCUGGGCCCCAGGGAGCUGCGGACCCCACCGACUGCCCCCGCAGCCUGGGGCGCACCGGACCCUUUCCGCGCGAAGUGGGGCGCGGGGCUCCCCUGGCUCCGGGCGGCCGGGGCGCCGCGACGGCGGGGGCGAGCGGAAGCCGGGGCGGCGACGGCGGCGGCGGCCACGAGGACCGGGCAGCGGGUCGGACCCCCGGACCGCGAGCCAGAGAGGAUUUGGACCGUGACUCCUGGGUCCGAGAGAAGGUGCUCUUUCUCCUGCACCCGGAGAGGUGGUUGGGGACUCCAGGGGACCGAGGCGCACGGGACGAGGUGGCCGGCGGGGAGGGCCUUCCUCGGGCGGGCGGAAACCACCGCGACCAGGAACCCGACUGCCCUUCUCCUGCUUUGCAAGGAGAAAAGCGACUUUACGGCGGGCGCGUGGCCGCUCCCCCCGGGGCCCCGCCGCGGGUCCCCGCGGCCCCCGCGAAGUCCGUGCUCGUGCGGGUCGUGGACUAUCAGGUGACGCAGGAAGUGCUGCAGACCGCGUGGACGAAGGGCCGCAUGACCAGGAGGACCGAGGAGCGUUCCGUGACCGCGGUCACUUUCCGCGCCAGUACGGAGUGAGACGGCCUGUCUGGUGGUGUGGUGGCUCCGGGACUUGAACCCGGGGCUCUCCAGGCUCCCAGAGAGGCGCCCUCAAGAGGAGUCUCUCUGUCUCCAGCGACAGGAUGCCCGCAGGAGCUUAAACUCUUCAAGGAGAGGAGCCCGAGGAAUGUUCAGGACUAGUGGAUGAGUGAUAAUCCUUUAAAGAAAAUGCUACUACUGUGGGAACUCCAACCUGCAAUUAGCUGACAGAAGGAACCUUUUAAGAAGAGGCUGGCGCAGCUGCGCUUCAGGGAGGCAGAUGACACCCAGGACAGCUUGAAGAACUGUAAGCAGAGUAAGACUACCUCCUUUGGGGCUUAAAUACCGUGACGGUCUGGGGGACCUAAGUCAUUCGGAAGAGGGCGAGAAAGGAUAUGUUCAAAUGGGCAGAAUGUGGGAGUUUUCAAGUGAGAAAACGUGUUGUCGAUUGGCAUUUUCCGAUAGCUUUCCAAUUGAUCUCCCCUGGCCGCCUUUCUCCAAAAUUUUUCUUGUCACUCUUUUCUGAUGUGCAGAGUUUUCUAUUUUCUCCCCACAUUUCAGUGUUAGGAAGAAGAGAGGAGCUAAAGGGAAGAAGGAGUUGGGGACAGAACACAGAGUUGAAGGUGAAAUUCCAUUUAAAAGAGCUUCACCCCAAGGGAUAUCGAAUGUAGUCCACUAAAAAUGCCCUUAAUGUGGAAUUUUUGAUUUUAAUGUCAAAAAUACUGCUUAUAAAUCUUCUGAUCUAAAAGUAGAUAGAAAAGUAUAGUUUGCCGUAAAAUGAUUGCAUGUCUUACUCCUGUCCAUAGGUCUUUAUUAAUGAGAUUUGUAUGGAUUGAUAAUAUCUCUCUCCUGGUGUUACUGAAACAACUUAUUUUUCUUAUUUUAUUUAUUCAUUUUUUUUAUUAAACACAAUCUGUAUUAACUCUUUAGUAGCUGGCCUAGUUGGAGCUCUCUGAGAAGCAAUGCGUCCCUCCAGAGGUGAACUGCUUGAUCUUACCACUACUGAAGGAGUAUUUGGUUACUGCAAGAACUAACAAAACAAGUGGGACUCUGGCUUUCGAUGAGUAAAAGGGUUGAAGAGUGCCUCCUAUCCUUGUCCUUCCCCUUUGCUCUUAUUUUUAUUUUAGAGCUUGAAAUAUCCUCAAAAGAUCAUCUGAUCCACCUCCUGCCCGGCCAGAUAGGUAAGGUUUUCCUGAGCCAAGCAGAACCCUGUCCUGUGAGGAGCCUGAGGAAUCUUUUCUCUUUCUCAAGUGUCUUGGGAGUGCAUCCAAAGUGAAACUCUGAAAAUCUCUGAGAGUGACUGAGUCUUAGCUCUUUGAUCUUCUCUACCUCACUGAAAAAAAUAAAAAUUGUGUUAGGUGAAUGAAUCACAUCAAAGCCUUCCAGAAGCCACCUGGCCACCCAAGUGACCCAGUGACCCUAAGACAAAUGUCAGUGUCACAUGACCACCAUGGAGCAGGCAAAUGUUCCCCCCCUUAAAACCCUUUGUCCACAACCCUAAUCACAUUUGAGAUUCAUUACAUUUGACUUGCUGCUUUUAUUCUUCUUGGACAUUACCAGUACUUGGUGAUAAAGCUUGAUAUGGCUCUUUGCUUUAAAAAAAAAAAGAAGAAGAAAAAGCUUUUGUUAAAAGGAUAAGUUAUACUCACUGCAGAAAAAUUGGGGAUUUUUGUGGGGAAAAAGAAAAGUAGAAUAAAAGAAACAAAAACUU
This is a messenger RNA of Microcebus murinus (gray mouse lemur), 2509 nucleotides long. Lineage: Eukaryota; Metazoa; Chordata; Mammalia; Primates; Cheirogaleidae. The record is from RefSeq and is a predicted model, not a curated record.